Messenger RNA from Carica papaya (papaya), 2117 nucleotides. RefSeq names its product rac GTPase activating protein. Gene Ontology annotation, biological process: signal transduction. NCBI's taxonomy places the organism in Eukaryota, Viridiplantae, Streptophyta, Magnoliopsida, Brassicales, Caricaceae. The record is from RefSeq and is a predicted model, not a curated record. Gene Ontology annotation, molecular function: GTPase activator activity.
UUGUCCUACUGGCUACCUCUCCUCUCUUUUUCUUCUCCAGGGGACCUCUUUCUUCUCGUUCUCCUUCUCUACCCACCUCCACCAUCACCGCCAUUAGUAUUACCAUCACUGUUGCUUAUUGAGCCAUAUACGCCAUAGCCAGAAAGGAAAAUAAUAUUUUCUCGAGAAAGUGAUGAUUGGUACUUCCUACCAUCCGAAAUCCUUCCUUCAAUCCAACUCUACGUGCACCCAAAAUAAGAGGAAAAAAAAAGCCCAAAAAAACCCAUAAAAAAUAAACAGAGAACCCAAACAGACCGCUCAUUGUAGUCCAAUUCUUGUUACAGAAGACUUAUUUUUUUUGGGUUUUUUAUAUAUAUAUAUAUAUAAAAUUAAUAUGACUGAAGUACUCCAAUCAUCCCCUUCUCACUUCCCUUCACCUUCAAGCUCCUCUCCUACAUCAUGUGCGGCAAAUGAUGGCACACACCCACAUGGGUUUAUUAACAACAGGGUCGUCAACAGAGGUCGAGAAGCUGACGAAGAAGAUAUUGAGGAAAGAGACGGAGAGAGGAAGGAGAGAGACAGGGAAGGGGAUCAGUUAUCUUUUGUGACAGUUUUGGUGGCUGCUUUUAGGAGGUCUUUAUCUGGGUGUAGUGUUCCCAGUGCCAAAGAUUUAUGUUCAAUGGAGAUUGGAUUGCCUACUAAUGUCCGGCAUGUUGCUCAUGUCACCUUCGAUAGGUUCAAUGGAUUCCUUGGCUUGCCGGUUGAGUUUGAGCCUGAAGUUCCCAGGAGAGCUCCUAGUGCUAGUGCAAAUGUCUUUGGAGUUUCAACGGAGUCUAUGCAGCUUUCCUAUGACUCGAGAGGGAACUGUGUGCCCACAAUACUGUUGAUGAUGCAAAGACACUUGUAUGCCCAAAGUGGUCUGCAGGCAGAAGGAAUUUUUAGGAUUAAUGGUGGGAACAGCCAGGAAGAGUAUGUCAGGGAGCAAUUAAAUCGGGGAGUCAUACCUGAUGGUGUGGAUGUCCACUGCUUGGCAGGUCUUAUAAAGGCUUGGUUUAGAGAACUCCCAACUGGUGUAUUAGAUUCUCUUUCACCCGAGCAGGUAAUGCAAUCCCAAACCGAAGAGGAAUGUGCUCAGCUUGUUAGGCUUCUUCCUCCAACAGAAGCUGCUCUUCUAGACUGGGCAAUAAAUUUAAUGGCUGAUGUUGCUCAGCUGGAACAUAUGAACAAGAUGAAUGCACGAAAUAUUGCGAUGGUGUUUGCGCCAAACAUGACUCAAAUGUCAGAUCCUUUGACCGCCUUGAUGUAUGCCGUGCAAGUGAUGAAUUUUCUCAAGACACUUAUCAUUAAGACACUUAAAGAAAGACAAGAUUCUUCGGUAGAAACAAUUUCUGCUUCUUGCCCGGAGCCUUCUGAUGGGAAUGGUCAUGAAAGCUCAUCACAACUAUAUAUCCAUGAGAAGAAUGAAGACGAAGUUGAAGAUGACGAACAAGGUAAAUCUUUCGUUGCCAAAGACCCUGCUCUGAAGAGUCCCCUUCACCCUACCCAGAAUAAUUCUAAUACAGAACAAGAAUCUAAGAAUUUCCUAGCUUCCAUUGAAAACAUCUUACGAACAGGAAAUCAAUCUCUGGCUGACAACUGCCCUUGCCAAGUUGUAUCUCAAGUUAAUGCCUUGAUUAAUGGACUCCAAGAGACCAGUUUUAGAAGUCCGAAUUCUGGGGGUCAUACAUACUCGUGCAAGAUCAGAUCUUGUCAAUCUACUGAUUCAAGCGUCAAGAAUGGAUCCAAAAAGUCAAAUGAUUGGCGAAUAGGUAGUACUACAGAAUCUACAGAGAAGAGGAAAGGAGCUGCACUUGUUGGCCGAAUAAAUUCAAGGGCAGAAUUAUUUGAAGCUUGGCGAUGAAGUGUGCUACUCCAGAUGAUUUGAUUUGGAGGGAAUUUGCCAGCCGGCAAAAGAUAAAUCGGGCUUACCGUCCAUCUGGAAAUAUCGAGUGUGGUUUCCAUGUGUGUGUUGUUUUAAUUCUUGAGUGAUGUUUGCUUAAUCUUUGUUCCUGUUAACAAUGUAAGGUCUCUGUAACUCAAUUCUAACAUGUUCUCUUUUUUUCUGAGUAAAGCUUCUGACUUUAAAGAGUUUUCUCUCA